Angiostrongylus costaricensis is the source of this 873-nucleotide messenger RNA. The record is from the annotation of a GenBank genome assembly. Lineage: Eukaryota; Metazoa; Nematoda; Chromadorea; Rhabditida; Metastrongylidae.
AUGAGUAAAGUGAUUGUGAUCGGCUCGGGGGUCACGCUUACGGUUGUGGUGUGUUCGCUUGUUACCAUGAUCUCAUUACUGAAAGAUAUUGCCGAUCUUCGACUUGAAGUCGAAGUAAGCAUGGAUGAGUUUAAGGAGAUUACCGACGACACAUGGACCCACAUUCUCACUAAGCACAUGAAUCCAUCUGGUAGCUCCAGUGCUGCACCAAAUAUUGCUAUGAUACUUGGACGUCGCCCUCGUGCCGUGGGAUUCCCUGAGCAGUGCAACUGCGGCCCAAAAUCAACUGGUUGUCCACCUGGACCUCCUGGACCACCAGGACCAAAAGGGCUUCCUGGAUUGCCCGGAAGUGAUGGCGAAGAUGGACGGCCUGGUGCUCCAGGACCCGCGCUUGCUAUUACUCACGACAUUCCUGGUGGUUGCAUUACAUGUCCAGCUGGUCCCCCAGGACCACGUGGGCCACCUGGAGAACCAGGACCACCUGGAGCACCAGGAAUAUUUGGCCACCGUGGACCGCCAGGUCCACCAGGCCCAAUGGGAGAAAUUGGACCGCAAGGAGACGAAGGAAUGUCAGGUGUACCAGGUCGCCCAGGACCACCAGGACAACCUGGUGAGCCCGGAACGCAGUACAGUCAAGGUAUGCCGGGACAUCCCGGUCCACCAGGACAAAGAGGGCCACCGGGUGAACCCGGACAAGCGGGUGUGCCAGGUAACGACGGCAAGCCUGGACCACAGGGUCGACCAGGUCUUCCUGGAAAGGAUGGACAUCCUGGACGGAAUGGGCAACCUGGACAGAGAGGAGAAAAUGGAAAGGUUGGAGCCGAUGCCGAAUACUGUCCCUGUCCACCACGCGGUCGAAAGCGACGCUUCUAA